AUGAAGGAAGCCAUCGUCGCCAAAGGGUGCAAGGUCGAGAUUAUCGACUCCCCUAUCCCCAAGCCCAACGCAGACCAGGUCCUCAUCAAGGUCGUUGUGAGCGGUUCCAACCCAAAGGACUGGAAGGUCCCGGAUUGGGUCUCGGACAAGGUCAUCAACCAGGGCGAUGACAUCGCCGGCUUCGUGCACCAGGUCGGCGCCAACGUGACCGAGUUCAAGGUAGGUGAUCGCGUGGCCGCCUUUCACGAGAUGAUGUCGCCGCAUGGAUCCUAUGCCGAGUACGCCAUCGCCUGGAGCAACACGACCUUUCACAUUCCCAAGGAGACGUCGUUUGAAGAGGCAGCCGCUAUUCCGUUGGCGGCCAUGACCGCCGCCAUCGGGCUGUUCAUCCGCCUCGGCCUCCCGCAGCCCUGGACACCGGCCACCGAGCCCAUCCCGGUGGUCAUCUACGGCGCCGCGUCGGCCGUGGGAGCCUACGCCGUCCAGCUCGCGCAGAAGGCAAACAUCCACCCGCUGAUCUGCGUCGCCGGAGGCUCCAGCGCCCACGUCGAGAAGAUGAUCGACCGCAGCAAGGGCGACACCAUCGUCGACUACCGGAAAGGCGACGACGCCGUCGUCGAGGGCCUGAAGAAGGCCGCGGGCGGGGCGAAGCUGCUCCACGCCUUCGACGCCGUGUCCGACCACGGCAGCUACAUGAACCUGAGCAAGGUCCUGGCCGACGAGGGCGCCAAAAUCACCCUCGUGCUGCCCGGUAAGGAUUUUAGUGAGAUCCCGUCGCACAUCAACCAGUCGAUCACCAUGGUCGGCUCGGUGCACAACGAUGCCAAGGACUUUGGCUACAUAUUUUUCCGGUACUUUGGUCGCGGCUUGGCCGAGGGUUGGUUCAAGCCGCAACCACAGGAGGUCGUGCGGGGCGGACUCGGGGGCGUCCAGAAGGGGCUGGAGAAUCUGAGAGACGGAAAGGCGAAUGCUAUCAAGUAUGUCUUCCGGAUUGCAGACACAGAAGGAGUCGAGAAGUAG
This is a messenger RNA of Anthostomella pinea, 1020 nucleotides long. Lineage: Eukaryota; Fungi; Ascomycota; Sordariomycetes; Xylariales; Xylariaceae. The record is from the annotation of a GenBank genome assembly.